GGCCUCCGCGCCUCAGUCCGACCACGACCGCGGGCGGGGCGGCACGCGCGGUGCGCGCCUCGCGACUAUCAUUGUUUUCAUCUAAAACCAUUGUUUAAUUCCAUCCGACUGCAAUCGAUACCACGACUGACGAAAUUCACGGCCUACACGUCCAAUUUGUGACAGUUGCACAGUGCUAAAACAAAUCUUGUGACAAUAAAGUGUUAUCUACACCUACAUUGGUACUCGCGAGAAGGUGGCUUAUUGACAAGUGAAACUCUUUAUAGUUCCAUUCAUCCGCAGGACUGUUCUGUUUGAAUUUGUUUUAUGGAACUGUAAACGUGUUAGUGAUCUUUGUUGGAAAGGAAAGCAUGCAAAUCGAUAAUCGAGUGGAUGCCCACCGAGAAGUCGAGAGCUCUUGCUGUUCGGUAUACUGGGUUGCAUAUUGAUUGGGUGUACACCGGGAUCACUGGAUUGUCACCAAUUGCGAUUACACGCGGUACGACGGUGAAGAGGCGGUAUACUAUACUGAUACUGAGGAGCGAGGAGCCCACUCGGUGCAAAGAAGACUACAUCGAGUUUAUUCGAGUAAGGGCCAAAUGCUCGUGAUGGUGCGGUCCGACGACAGUGUCAGAUAGCCGCCUCGCACGCAGCAUGGGAGCGAAUAUGGGCAAGAACUCCAGCCUGCUGGACGCGCUGCCCACGGCCCAGGGCACGCUGCACGUCGUCAUGCUGGGGCUCGACUCCGCAGGCAAGACCACCGCGCUCUACCGCCUCAAGUUCGACCAGUACCUCAACACCGUCCCCACGAUAGGCUUCAACUGCGAGAAAGUUAAAGGCACCAUCGGGAAAUCUAAGGGCGUCAACUUCCUAGUUUGGGACGUCGGCGGCCAGGAGAAACUCAGGCCGCUCUGGAAGUCCUACACGAGAUGCACGGACGGCAUCAUUUUCGUCCUGGACUCGGUCGACGUCGAAAGGAUGGAAGAGGCCAAAAUGGAACUGAUUCGCACGGCCAAGUCGCCGGACAACACCGGCGUGCCGAUACUUGUGCUGGCGAAUAAGCAAGACUUACCGGGGGCGAAGGAGCCUCGGGAGCUGGAGAAGCUGCUGGGCUUACACGAGCUGGUGUCGUCCCCGCACGGCUCGCGCGACGCGCACGCGUGGCACGUGCAGCCCGCCUGCGCCAUCACCGGCGACGGCCUCCACGAAGGCCUGGAAGCGCUUUACGAGAUGAUACUCAAGAGGAGAAAAUUAGCUAAGUUGCAGAAGAAACGGGUCAGAUAAACUGACUUACGCUUUCGUAUAACGGUCGAAAACUUUGACCAAUUCAUUACGGUUUGCGAGUUAAGUAUUCAAAAUGCUCACGUUGCGGACGUUUUUACGUUCGAGUUUAAAACACCAAAAAUUGUUUUUACUAUAGAUGUAUAACGUCUUAUGAAAAUAUUCCAUCAUAAUGUUGCUCAAGUUAUACUGAACAUUUUGACGGAGAUGAAUAUUUUGAUAAAACUAAUUUAACUACUAGUCAUUUUCUUUUGAAAAUAGCUAGGGGAAGGGUGAAGAUAAUAAGAUAACAUUUGUUCCAUAACCAUGUGUUGUUGCUGAAGUAAUUUUACUGUGUAAUAGCCGGGCUACACGAGGCUAGCUUUCAAACAUUAGCUGACUAGGUAGUAACAUCUGGCUUGGUGCGAACAGAACUAUGAACUUUAUUUUUAUGUUCAUAAGCUUUCAAAAUACCAAACAGGAAUGCUAAACACAAUCCAGAGACCUAAGUAGCUAUUUCAUGUAAUGUCUUUGAAAAUUAGCCUCAAGUUACCUAGCCAUUAGUGACGUAAUUUAAGGAAUGGAUGGAUAAACCUCAGUCUUCAGGAAAGUAGGUUUAUUAAAUGACAAAACCUUGGCUUAAAAUGUUACGUUCAAGAACACAGCUAAGUUUGUCGACCACAAUAUCCUGUGGGACCAUUUAAUGAUUUUGGGAAUCUUCGCGCUAAACAUAAGCACGUUGAAUGCACUUUAUGAACGAUCCCUUUGGCUGGCUAAACGUGCGGACUGCGAGUUAUAAUGACUAUGUGUACGUACCUAAUAAGUAGAUUAGAUAUAGGUAACACUGGUCCCUACUUCCUGCUCUUGAUACCCUUAUCUUCAUCCUGCUAUACUAAACCCUUCUAAACGUCCAUACCAAAUGUUUCUUGAGUAACAACUUACGACAAUUUAGUCUGUAGAUUAUUUAAAUUAUUGUGAUGUUCUAUGUAUAACUUUUUAAAGAGGCUUUUAAUGUUUGUGUUUGGACGGCUUCUUCGUAUGUAAAUAAUAAGUGUAAAUAUUCCCUAGAAACAGUUACUUAGUCCACGAUGUGUUUUAAUGUACUUAUAGGUACCUAAAACUUUUCACUGCGCAUUUGAUUUAAUGAAACUAAAUGGGCAUUUAAUUUACUAAUUUCUGAUUUAUAUUUCAAUUACACUGAGCUAUCUGGAAUCUUGAUCCCUGAUUUGUCGUAAAAUGCAUUCGAUGUAACUAUUCGUAUCAAUAUUGGAGUCUACUUUUUAAACAGGAUUUCCACAAGAAACAAAAGUGAUUUGAUUUUUAUGCUUUAUAACUACCAGUACAUCGUCAAUGCGUUUUAUACUGACAGGACAUUAAUUUAUCAGGAUGACUUAAUACCAGUAUCAUUUUAACUAUUUAUUUAUUUACUCCUACAGGUAUAACAUAGUUAAUUGUAAGCCGUUGUAAUUGUAACGAUAAAAUUAUAAAGCUUUUACCAGAGUUUGUAUUACUCACUUUGUAAAUAUGUAAAUUCCAAGUAGUUAC
This is a messenger RNA of Ostrinia furnacalis (Asian corn borer), 2784 nucleotides long. RefSeq names its product ADP ribosylation factor-like 4 (gene Arl4). Gene Ontology annotation, molecular function: GTPase activity; GTP binding. The record is from RefSeq and is a predicted model, not a curated record. The transcript is spliced from 4 exons. NCBI's taxonomy places the organism in Eukaryota, Metazoa, Arthropoda, Insecta, Lepidoptera, Crambidae. Bases 634 to 1263 code for a protein of 209 amino acids.